CCCUCGUUAUCCAUUCCCCUCUUCAGCCCUAAUGGGACCCUGACUUUUGAAUUUUUCUUGAAAAGAAAUGGGAGUUGCAUUUAUUAUGCCUCCCCCCAAACAGCUGCCGGAACGCCAUCAGGCACAUGGCAACGCUAUCUAUAUAUGGCCUUAAGAGAGGUGUUGGGCAGAAACACAAGAAUUUGGGAAGUAAUCUUCAAGAGGAAGGUACUGAGCCAGUGGGACCAAGUGAUACAUCAGUGGAGAGGGGCAACCUUCUCUGGUACUACAAGGAUGCAACAAGGUUAGGGAGUCAGCAAGCCCCAGAUAGUGAGAGGGGACAUGAUCCAAUGGAGGGUGUAGAUGAAGCAGAUCUCUGUGGGGAAGAUCAGUUAGAUAAGGAACAAUCCCAAGACCAUGAUUGUGAGGGACAGGAAACAUGUGCAGAUGAAAAAGGAAACUUUGGGCAGAAAUCGGGCCUUCCGAGAUGUCAAAUAACACACACAGGAGCAAAACCAUAUAAGUGCUCAGAGUGUGGCAAGAGCUUCAGCCGAAGCACCAACCUUCUAGUACAUGAAAGGACCCACACAGGAGAGAAACCGUAUGAGUGCUCUGACUGUGGGAGAAGCUUCACCCACAGCUCCAAUCUUCGGGCGCAUGAGAAAAUCCACACAGGAGACAAACCGUAUGUGUGUGCAGACUGCGGGCAGACCUUUUACCACAGUUCAAGCCUUACGGCGCAUGAGAGAAUCCACACCGGAGAGAAUGUGCACAGAUGCCCACACUGUGAGAAAGUCUUCACCCGUAGCUCUGUCUUUCGGAAGCAUGUCAGAAUUCACACGGGCGAGAAACCUUUCAAAUGUUCCAAGUGUGGGAAAAGCUUCUCACAGAGGUGCAAUCUUAUUAUACAUGAGAAGACCCACACAGGAGAGAAACCUUUUAAGUGUUCUGACUGUGGAAGAAGCUUCAGUCGAAAAUGUGACCUCCUGGCUCAUGAAAGAAUCCACACAGAGAAAGACCCAUAUAAAUGUCUGCACUGUGGGAAGAGUUUCUCUCAAAAGUCCAACCUUGUGAUACAUGAGAGAAUCCACACAGAUGAGAAUCCAUAUCCAUGCUCACAUUGUGGGAAACGCUUCCGUCAGAAAGGAAACCUCAUGAUCCAUGUGCGAAUCCACACGGGAGAGAAGCCGUACCAGUGUACAGACUGUGGGAAGAGGUUCAGUCAGAAGGGUAGCCUCACAUCACAUGAGAGAACUCACUCCAGGGAGAAAAGGACCAUCUAACAGUUCGUCCAAGGGAUGGGAGAGCUUUGUGGUUUUCUGAUUUGCUUUCACUUGAACAGAGUUUUCAUUAUUUUAAAAUACUUUUUUCAUCUUAGAAAAGUGUAGCACACAACACACAAAACUCAUCUAAAUAAUUCAUAAAUCCCAUUUGUUACUGCAAAUGUCAGUUGUAGGCAUGACCCACUGAAGUAUUUUAUAUUUAACCAACUGGGAGAGGGGAGGCAUGAGGAAUCCUCCAACUCAAGUUUCCCUUUCCAAGAUACUAUAAACUCUUGGAGGCAUGAGGAGGCCAAUUUCUCCCCUCCUCUUUUCCCUCACUCCCAACGUUCUGAGGGCAAUGAGCAUGCUCACUUCUCAUCCUAACAUAAGAAGAGCCCUGCUGGAUCACACCAGUGGUCCAGCAUCCUGCCUCACAUAGCCGCUAACCAGUUACUCUGGAGGGCCAACAACAGGGCAUAGAGGCCUUCCCCUGAUGCUGCCUCUGAGCACUGAAAUCCAGAGGUUCACUGGCACUGCAUAUGGAGAUUCUCUUAACUUGCCCUGGCUAGAAGCCAUUAAUGGGCCUAACCUCCAUGAAUCAGGAGGACUUAUCCUUUUCGAUAUUUGCAAAUUAGUAUUUUUCUGCACAGGGAAUUCUCUGGACAUGGAGAAACCCUGACUUUGUCUGGGUUUAGACUCCUACACAAUAGGUACUUGCAUUUGAAAUUUGCUAUUAAUUGUGGCUUGGCAAGGAAUCACUGAGGUGGGGAAUAAAGAAAAGUGGAAAUCUCACAUCCGCACACACCAAAUUCUCCCCCUUUUGAUUCUGUAAGCUGUCAGGGAGUUCAGCAGCCAGUUCCCCCGUUUCUCCCUCUACCCCUGACAAUGGACUCUCAACUGCUGUCAGUGUUCCAUGCCUUCUGGAGCAAGCUCAUUCCUUAGCAGGCACUUUAGGGGUAUUUUUUAGUUACUCUACAAAAUCAAUUUUCCUUACAUAUUUGGGGAGGGGGGCACUAACUCUGCAGAGACCCCUGCCUUGCGGCUUUCAUGAUUAACACCAGCCACCCAGUUUAUAUUAGACAUAGCAAUAAUGAUUAUUGAUUGUCAAGUUCAGGUUAGCUUGCAAGAUCUUCUGAAUCAUUUCCUAGCUGAUCCCUUUUUUCCAACGGCUGUUCCAAAAAUGUCUACCAAGUCUAGCAGCAACUAAGAACUAUAAACUUGAAUAUUGAAUUCUUCAAGUGUUGCACACUCCAUGUCAUUUAAAAGAAAUAUGAUUGACUCCAGAGGUGAACAGGCAUGCAAGAAUGCAAGCCCUGGGUUCCUCAGGACCCGGUUACAUGCCGUUUCUGUGUCCUGUCAAACCAGGCAUGUGUUGGGACGGCCUUGCUGAGAUAAUUCUCAGGUAUAUGGAGACCGAACAUAGGAAACAUUAACACUGUAAUCCUGAACAGAUUUCAAUGGGCUUAGAUUGGAAUAACUCUUUUUAGGAUUGCACUGUAAG
Messenger RNA from Eublepharis macularius, 2742 nucleotides. RefSeq names its product zinc finger protein 239-like. The transcript has 3 exons. Gene Ontology annotation, molecular function: DNA-binding transcription factor activity, RNA polymerase II-specific; RNA polymerase II cis-regulatory region sequence-specific DNA binding. Bases 126 to 1262 code for a protein of 378 amino acids. The record is from RefSeq and is a predicted model, not a curated record. Gene Ontology annotation, biological process: regulation of transcription by RNA polymerase II. Lineage: Eukaryota; Metazoa; Chordata; Lepidosauria; Squamata; Eublepharidae.